Messenger RNA from Ctenocephalides felis (cat flea), 2266 nucleotides. Its product is annotated as cleft lip and palate transmembrane protein 1 homolog. The transcript is spliced from 3 exons. The record is from RefSeq and is a predicted model, not a curated record. The coding region runs from base 161 to 2053 and encodes 630 amino acids. NCBI's taxonomy places the organism in Eukaryota, Metazoa, Arthropoda, Insecta, Siphonaptera, Pulicidae. Gene Ontology annotation, cellular component: endomembrane system; membrane.
AUGACAACGUUUCGAAAUCAUUCAUUUAUUUGACAUUUGGGUUAUCGUGCGGGUCGUAUGUAAUUUUUCAUUCGCUGGGGAUUGCACGUUAAUAUAAAAGGACAUGAUUUGUAUAAAAUAAUUCUUAGAUUAUUAAUACUUAUUAAAUUAAAAUAUCACUAUGAGUCAACCUGAACAAACGACAACUGAUGAAAAUGCCCCGGCGGUCGCUGAGGGCGAACCUUCGUUUGAUGAUCAAGUUCGUACUCAGAGAGAAAGAAUGCAACCAACCAAAAUGGAAUCUUUCAUGGCUAUGAUGAAGUCAUUUUUGCUAAGAGCAUUAUUUAUUUAUUUUAUAACAUCAUUUUUACGCCGAUCUUCACAGCCUGCAGACACAAGUACAGAAUCAGCUGGUGCUGGUGCUGGUGCAGAUCCAUCAUUACGGAGGGCAGCUGAAAAUGCAUUUUUAAAUGGAACCUAUUUUGACCUACAUGUUUACUUAUCAGAGAGUGAUAUUCAAGACUUCACACAAUAUGAUUUAUUGUGGAAACAGCAAAGUUUGGUUUAUGGUGAUUGGUACUCCGGUGAAAAUUUUGAUGGAACAUAUAGUUCAAAUAUACAGAUAAAAACUACAAAGAACAUGAGAAAUAAUGGUUCAUUUUACUUGCAUGUAUAUGUUACUUAUAAAGACAUAUCACCUGAUCCAAGUAAAGGAAAUGGGUAUAAUACCAACAUGGGCUAUACUGUACAUCGCCUAAACAAAUAUAAAAAAUUAAGGUAUGUUCAAACACACAACUUGUUAACAGGCGAAUCAGAAAAGUCUGAAGAAGAACUAGAAAAAUCUAAAUACAUGAAGGAAGAAAUUUUGUCACAUUGGCAUCCAAAUUUAACAAUAAAUUUAGUUACUGACCAUACCAAAUGGGUUCGGGGAUCUGUUCCUUCACCUUUAGAUGAACAUAUUCACUUUUUACCGGGCAACCGAUAUGCUCCUGUGCUUUUUGUGAAUGACUUCUGGAACAUGAUCAGAGAUUAUAAACCAAUAAAUAGUACAACUGAUGAAUUAGAAUUACAUCUGACCUAUCAGCCUCUGUCGAUGAUCAAAUGGCAAAUGUAUUCAGCACAGACAAUGAGAUCAAAGUGGUCAGGAAAUAUAUUUAGUACAGAUGAAAAUGAAGAGGAUCAAGAUUCUUUGAAGGAAGCACUUCUGGAUACAAAUCCUUAUUUAUUAGGUCUAACAGUAGUAAUUUCAAUUCUACAUAGUGUUUUUGAAUUAUUAGCUUUUAAAAAUGAUAUACAAUUUUGGAAUAAUCGAAAAUCUUUAGAAGGAUUAUCUGUACGAUCUGUAUUUUUCAAUGUAUUCCAAUCAGUUAUAGUUCUUUUGUAUGUUCUGGAUAAUGAAACAAAUGCUAUGAUAAAAAUAAGCUGUUUUCUAGGACUAGCAAUAGAAAUCUGGAAAAUACAGAAAGUCGUAGAUAUAAGUAUAAAUAGGGAUCAUAAAAUCCUUGGAUUUCUACCAAAAAUUAAAUUUACUGAUAAGGGAUCAUAUAUCGAGUCAAGUACAAGACAAUAUGACCAAUUAGCAUUCCGAUAUCUUUCAUGGUUGUGUUUCCCAUUACUUGUUGGUUAUGGAGUAUAUUCAUUAUUGUACCAAGAGCAUAAAGGAUGGUAUUCGUUCACAUUAAAUAUGUUAUAUGGUUUCUUAUUGACAUUUGGAUUUAUAAUGAUGACACCACAAUUAUUCAUUAAUUACAAAAUGAAGAGUGUUGCACACCUUCCAUGGAGAAUGAUGUCAUAUAAAUUUUUAAAUACUUUUAUUGAUGAUAUUUUUGCUUUUGUGAUCAAAAUGCCAACAAUGUACAGGCUGGGAUGCUUCCGAGAUGAUAUUGUAUUCUUCAUUUUCCUGUAUCAACGUUGGAUAUAUAAGGUUGAUAAAUCAAGAAUCAAUGAGUUUGGUUUUUCUGCCGAUAUGGAAAACGAAGCAAAGAACAAACAGAAUGGAACAUUAGCUAUUAAUGAAAGUCAGGAAUCUUCUUCGAAUGAAAAUAAAACAGAAGCACAAAAGAAAGAUGACUAAUAAAACAUCUUUUAUAGUGAAUUAAUGCCAAUUUCCAUAUUUUCAUUGUAUUUAUUAAAAUAUUCAUAUUCUUUUAGUCCCAAAACGUUUCAAAUGAAUUUAUUUGAAGAUAUAUUCUUUAUAUUCAAAUUCCUGAUAAACAUAAACCAAAUGAAAAUGUUAUUGUAUAUGAUGUUUAUGUUGUAGAAAUGUGAUCAUCAUUGUUAUUAAUAU